Molecule: messenger RNA, 744 nt
Organism: Histoplasma mississippiense
Lineage: Eukaryota; Fungi; Ascomycota; Eurotiomycetes; Onygenales; Ajellomycetaceae
Exons: 6
Coding region: 1-744 (247 amino acids)
Source: RefSeq, a predicted model, not a curated record
AUGGGUCCCCAUCCAAUGCUUGCCCAGCCUAACUUUUAUUAUGUCUUGCACAGGGGCCAAGGCACUUGGCAGAGCCCACUGAGCUCUAGCAAUGCAAAUCUCGCCUGGUAUGAUGAAGGGGAAUCAACAUCCAACCGGAACCCUUUCAAAAAGUUCCGGUACCGCUCUAUGCGCACCCCUGAAUCGCGCGCAGAGGAUGGGUUUCCACGUGAACAAACAGAAGGCGAUACUAUACCGAGACCUGAAUGGGAAAGGCGAGAAGAGGGAGAUAACAUCUUCUCUACACCCUACCAUACAGAUACCAACCCCCCAGCCUCAAGCCAAUCGGUUGGAAACGUUAUUGAAAUGACACCAGCAGGAUCUACGACUAGUGCUGCACCUCUGACAACAACAAACGGAGAACAAUCACACGAGGUCCCUGAAAAGAGUGCUUCUACAAAACGGAGAUUCUUCAGAAACGGUGGUAAUACUGAAUUGGCACCACUGGAGCCUGAAGAUUCUGGAAAAGAUAAACAAAAAUUUACAGCUGUAGGGCAGUUGAAGGCUACCGUGCUAAAUUCUUGGAUUAAUGUAUUACUUCUCAUGGUCCCCGUUGGGAUCGCGGUCCACCAUGCACAUAUCGACCCUAUUGCAGUUUUUGUUAUCAAUUUCAUUGCCAUCAUGUAUGUUCUCUACUUUACGAAACGGGCCGACCCUCUUGCCGCGAUGCUAAGCUAUUCUACCGAGGAAAUUGCGCUCAGGUAA